UUUUUCCCGGCAAAAGGAAGUGCACGCGUUGUCAAUCAACUUCCCGCCUCCGUCGCGACCUUCUCCACCACUUCUUCCCUCACAUCCACCUCGACCAUUUCAUCCCCCCUCCUCCAUUGCCACCCUUUGAAUCUUGCGAACUUCAGGUGGAGCUGUUUUACAUCUAGAUUUUAUUGAGCUUUGUCGCGCACCAUGGCUGAAGAUACUCCUACCGCCUCGGCGCCUGUUCCUGACGCCGCUGAGUCGGUCGAGCGCGCUCCUGCUGAGGCCAAGGAUACUGCGCCAGAGACCACCAAGCAGACAGACGAGAAGGCCAAUGGAUCAGAGGAGAAGUCAUCUGAUGCUCCCGUUUCCGAAGAGAAAAAGGAAUCUGAUGAAGCGCCCGCUGAGAAGCCCAGCGCGUCCGAGUCUACUGAUGCGAAGGAGGGUGCUGCACCUGCAGAGUCUGAGACCGCCCCAGCUCCGGAGGCUAACGGAACCCCCGCGUCGGCUAAGAAGUCUGGAGGCUCCAAGCGCAAAUCGACCGGCGCUGUACCGGAACAUAAGUCCAAGCUGAACCGAAAGAAGUCGCAGGCUCGCAUCACCAACCUCAACGCGAAACCAGGUGACUACUUCCUCGCGCGCCUUCGCAGUUAUCCCCCAUGGCCCUCCAUCAUCUGUGACGAGGAGAUGCUUCCUCAGACGCUACUGGACUCGCGCCCGGUGACCGCUCAGCGAGCCGAUGGGACCUACCGGGAGGACUACGCCGAGGGUGGCAAGCGCGCUCAUGAGAGGACCUUCCCUGUGAUGUUCUUCGAGACGAACGAAUUUGCUUGGAUCCCUAACACUGAUUUGACCCCACUCGAUCCCGCCACCUGCAAGGAAGUUUCGGAGAAGGGCAAGUCGAAACUGCUUUUGGCCGCUUAUGCUGUGGCCGCCGAUGGCCACGACCUUAAGCACUUUAAGAGCUUGUUGGCCGACCACCAGCGCGCGAUGGAGCAGGAAGAAGAAGAACGGGAGGCCCAGGCGGCCGCCAAGGCAGCUGCUAAGGCCGAAAAGGAUGCGAAGAAAAAUAAGCGGAAGAGUAUGGAGGUCAUCGAUGAUGAGGAUGUUGAUAUGGAGGAUGCAGACGAGGAGGCCAAGAAGCCCAAGAGCUCCAAGAAGAGAAAGAAGGAUACUGAAGCCGACGCAGAGGAGAAGCCUGCUAAGACUCCUAAGACCGGUACGAAGCUCAAGCUGACGACCCCAAAGACUCCCGCAAGCGAGAAGAGGGCCCCUGCUUCGAGCAAGGCCAAGCAGACUGCCAGCAGCAAGAAAUCGGGCAAGGCGGCUGCCAGUGAUGAGGGUGAGGAGAGCACUCCUGCGGCGCCCAAGGAGCCCGAGAAGCAGGUCAACCCUGAGGAGGCCAAGGCCAAGAAAGAGAAAGAGAUUCUUUUCGUUCGCCAUAAGCUCCAGAAGGGCUUCAUUUCCCGUGAUCAACCUCCCCAGGAGGAAGAAAUGACAUCGAUGUCAACCUACUUCGCUAAGUUGGAGAAUUAUCAGGACCUGGAGGUCUCUAUCAUCCGUUCGACCAAGAUCAACAAGGUCUUGAAGAUGAUCGUCAAGCUUAGCUCUAUCCCUAGGGAUGAGGAAUUUCAGUUCCGUCGUCGUGCUGUGGAUCUCUUGUCCAAGUGGAAGACUGUGCUCGAUGCGGAUACCACCGUGGGCGCCUCCGAGGAGAAGAAGAAGCCCAAGGCUAACGGCGUCCACAAGGAGGAUAGCGUUGAGACCCCCGCCCCUGCGGACACAGAGACCAAGGAGGAUGAGUCUAAGCCGAGCAAGUCAGAGCCCAAGGAUGAGGAAAUGACUGAUGCCGACGCUAAGGAUAAGACCGAGGCCGAGGCCCCUGAGCCAAAGGAAGAAUCUGAGAAGACGACCUCCAAGGGCGACGAGUCGUCAGCUGAAAAAGCCACUGAGGAGAAGACCACGGAGGAAAAGCCUGCCGCAGAGAAAGCAGAGGAGAAGGCCGCAGAGGCUUCGGCAUAAGUCUCCAAUUAGGCUCUCGUUUUAUCUCGAAUUCUCGCUGCUGCUCUGGUGUUCUUUCUUAUCACGCUGUCUAAUCUGCGCUGCUCUUCCUAUUGUC
Aspergillus alliaceus is the source of this 2101-nucleotide messenger RNA. Its product is annotated as PWWP domain protein. The coding region runs from base 193 to 2004 and encodes 603 amino acids. Gene Ontology annotation, cellular component: mitochondrion. Gene Ontology annotation, biological process: anterograde axonal transport. The transcript is spliced from 5 exons. NCBI's taxonomy places the organism in Eukaryota, Fungi, Ascomycota, Eurotiomycetes, Eurotiales, Aspergillaceae. The record is from RefSeq and is a predicted model, not a curated record.